Molecule: messenger RNA, 3882 nt
Organism: Solenopsis invicta (red fire ant)
Lineage: Eukaryota; Metazoa; Arthropoda; Insecta; Hymenoptera; Formicidae
Gene: TM9SF4
Product: transmembrane 9 superfamily member 4
Exons: 10
Coding region: 153-2045 (630 amino acids)
Biological process (GO): protein localization to membrane
Cellular component (GO): membrane
Source: RefSeq, a predicted model, not a curated record
GGCGCGCACACGGCGGCAACUUCACUCUGGACGUCGGGGCUGUCGGUGGGCGAGCUUGGCGGCGAGGUGGUGGCGAGAGACCGAGGGCGAGAGAUUGCGAGAGACAGCGUGGCGCGCGCGCCCUUGUCGAAGAGUAACCGUAAUCGCGUAGAAUGGGAAGGUUACAGAGAAAUGGUGCUGUGCUAGUGGUGAUAUGCCUCCUGAUAGAGACAAAUGGCUUCUAUGUGCCUGGAGUUGCUCCAGUGGAGUUCAAGAAGGGCCAGAAGAUUGAUGUCAAGGCGGUCAAGAUGACUAGCACUCAUACUCAACUACCAUACGAGUAUUAUUCCCUCCCGUUUUGCUUACCCAAGAAUGGGACCUUCAUUUACAAGUCUGAGAAUUUGGGUGAGGUGUUGCGUGGCGACAGGAUAGUGAAUACUCCAUACGAAGUCGUAAUGGCGGAAGAUAUCACCUGCAGGCUACUGUGUCACAAGCCAACCAAGUUGAUGACCUGGGAUGAGGCGAAUUCCCAACACGUCAUCCAGAUGGUCCAGCAUGAAUAUUUCGUGCACCUAUUGAUAGACAAUCUACCAGCAGCUACUAAGAAGAAGCACAAAGAAACGAAUAACGUAGUGGUUUACCAAGGGUAUCGCCUAGGUGGAACUAUGAAUGAUCAAGUGUACAUCAAUAAUUAUCUUAAGCUAAAGUUAAGCUACCAUAAACACGGCGAAAACGAAUUUAGGGUAGUCGGAUUCGAAGUCGAGGCUCGAUCCAUCGAUACGUCGCAAUUGAAGUUUGAUGGGAAUACUUGCAUUCUACCGAGCGAGGCGAGCCCGCAGUUCGUCAACCCGAAGGGCACGAGCCUUCUCUUCCUGUACUCGGUGGAGUGGAAGCAGUCAGACGUCAGUUGGGCGAGCAGAUGGGACGUGUAUCUUGGCAUGAGCGACGUCGAAAUUCACUGGUUCUCGAUCAUCAAUUCUCUCAUUGUCGUUUUCUUCUUGUCUGGAAUUCUUACGAUGAUCAUGGUAAGAACGCUCAGAAGGGACAUAGCUCGCUACAAUGCAGGCGAGAGCGAUAGUCUGGCGGGCCUGGAUGAAACCAUCGAGGAGACCGGCUGGAAACUGGUCCACGGGGACGUGUUCCGGCCGCCGACCAACUCGCGCUUAUUCGCCGCCGUAAUCGGCAGCGGCAUCCAGAUAUUUUUCAUGGCACUGAUUACAAUAUUCUUUGCGAUGCUGGGAAUGUUGUCGCCGGCGAGUCGAGGAGCCUUGGGCACUUGCGCGAUAUUUUUGUAUGUGUUCUCCGGAUUAAUCGCCGGCUACUUCUCGGCCCGAUUGUACAAAACUAUGCGGGGUCGAGAGUGGAGAAGAGCCGCUUUACUGACGGCGACGUUCUAUCCAGGUAUAGUCUUCACGACAUGCUUCUUCCUAAAUUUCUUCAUAUGGGGGAAGCACAGCUCUGGUGCAGUCCCUUUCACCACGAUGGUGGCCCUGCUGUGCCUUUGGUUCGGCAUCUCGCUACCUCUCGUCUAUCUCGGUUACUUCUUUGGCUAUCGCAAGCAGCCGUUUACACAUCCAGUUAGAACGAAUCAAAUUCCCAGACAAGUUCCUGACCAGCUGUGGUAUAUGAAUCCAAUAUUAUGUACUCUAAUGGCUGGGAUCUUACCGUUCGGCGCGGUAUUUAUUGAACUCUUCUUCAUCCUGACUGCGCUUUGGGAAAAUCAGUUUUACUAUCUUUUUGGAUUUCUAUUCCUCGUUUUCUGUAUCCUUGUAAUCUCGUGCUCGCAAAUAUCAAUAGUCAUGGUCUACUUCCAGUUGUGCGGCGAAGACUACAGGUGGUGGUGGCGCAGCUUUAUUGUAAGCGGCGGAUCGGCGGUCUAUGUGUUGGCAUAUUCUAUCUUUUACUUUGUCACUAAACUAAAAAUCACCGAGCUAGUACCGACUCUUAUGUACUUCGGCUACACCGCGCUGAUGGUCCUCACGUUCUGGCUACUGACUGGCACGAUCGGUUUCUUCGCCGCAUACGCUUUCAUCAGGAAGAUAUAUGCGGCCGUCAAAAUAGACUAGUCAAAAUUAUCAUUAGAGUAAUGCGACCGAAUAAAUUUAGACUUUUAAUUUAAUCGAGCGAGAGAAAGCGAGUAUGAGCGAGAGAGAAAGAGUGAGAAAGGACAGAGUUAAGGUUUUCGCAUCGUAGGAAUGAUAGGUGAAGCGCAGCAGAUGCAUCUCAUCUUCCACGAAAUUUCGAAAUUGCGAACGUUGCACAUGACUUUAUGACUGACGUGUACGAACAUUUGGUGUACUGACAUGGUUACGUGUCUAUUCUUGCGUCCGUCAUGAGUACAAUGUAAGCUCCACGUUUGCCGCACAAUUCGAAAUUUGUGAAAUCCGCAAUGUACAAAAAAAAAAGACAGUGUAGGAAAAGAGAUGUAUUGAAAGGUUGUUGCAUUUUGAAGAAAGUAUUUUUUGCUUUUUCAAAUUUCAUUUUUCAUUUAUUUAGAAUAAAUAUUUGCGAAGAAAAAAGUUUCUCUAAUCUUUAUUUUGAAAGAAAACAUUGCGAUUUUCUGUUUGCUACUUUUCAUAAGAAAAAAUAAAUUUUUUGUACUUGCAAAUGUACUCAAAAUAUGUGUAUAAGAAAUUGUGGAGCGAAUGUGGAGCUCCAAUGUAUAAUAAAUCUCUAUUUUAUUUAUAAAUUAACUCUUAUUGUUAGAUGCAAGGUUUCUCCCGUGAGUACUUAUAAUUUACGACGUAUAUACACACAUACACACAGAGAAGAAAAUAAUCGAUCUAAUCCACGGAACAGUUGGAUGUUGGCUAUAUCAAUAAUGUUCCAUGUCCCAAGACAAGGAAUUUUGUAAAAAAUAUUCAAGUGAUGUGAUAUUAGUAACAGUCAAUGUACGAAAGUAUUAUAUAGCCGGUAAAAUGAGCCAGUCUAAAGUGUGUUAUCAUCGUUUCCUUUAAUUGUAAGAAUGCAACAUGCAGUUUCGCAACUGUCUCGGCCGAUCAUUGUUAUGGCAAUGGUAAGCGCAGUACGCGAUGUAUAUGAGUAGUAAUAUAGUUUGUGUAUUUAUACAUAAUUUACGUUCGUACGAACAUACACACAUUUUCAUUUUUCAACUUUGAAUAUUAUUGCAAACUUCCGCGCGCCCAAGUUGACUUGCUAAGAUUUGAUAUUUGUAAUUUUUUUUUUUAACGACACGUGUAAAAUUACGUCAAUACUUAUAUAAAGUCUUUUAGUGUGUCUCGAAUUCUCCGUAAUGGAAUUCUAUGUACAUCGAGAUCGUUAUAAUUAAGAAUAUAUCACAAAGUAUUUUAUACUAUUACUUGUAAAUAAUACGAUGAUGGCUAGCGUGUACGAAAAAAUGUAUACAGAUAUGUCCUAAUCUCGACAAUUAUAGCCUCCAUUGAAUUGCAUUGUAUAUAGAAUUAUUAUAUGCUCGCGUGUUCGUGUCCGAAUGUGUCUCAUGAUAGAGUUAGUCAAGGCAUUUUCAAGCGCGAGUACGCGUGCCGCCUCGGCCUGAGUUUUAUAAUCAAAUAUAUCAGUAUGCAUGGGAGACUACAUUUAUAAAUAGUGAUCACAGUAGAUUCCACGGGCAUGUAGCACUUGGAGACGGAGUAAUUGUUGGGAGUGAAAGUACCCUGAAAUAGAAAUAAUUCACAGAUAUAUCAUGUCCCAACGGGAAGAUAAUUAACCUAUUGAAAAAGCCAUAAUAUGAUAAUACAAAGAAUUCCAGUUAAACAUUAUGCUUUUGUCUUCUAAAGAAUCCAGUUUAUAAUAUCAGAGUUAUUAAAUAGUCAUUAUAAAAAAAUCUAUGCCUGAAAGUGGAAUGACGAAAAGUUUGAGGAAUAUUAUUUAUCACCAAUAUUAUUUUUGGCAAAUAAUAAAUAAUACUCCUUAAAUUAUCAA